AUGGCUGACGAAGUUAGAGUUAACAAAAUGGGAAAGCACUUAAUUUUAGAUUUUUAAGGCGUUGAAAAAGUUGAUUUAAACAGUUUUGCUGUUAUUGAUAAGCUCUUCAAGGAUACCUUGUCCAAAGUUGAUAUUACUGUUGAAGACAUUCAAAAGAAGGAAUUUGUUCCUCAAGGUUUGACUGCCAUUUACAUGUUGCGUUCUGGACAUUUAACUAUUCACUCAUGGCCUGAAAGUAAGGCUUGUGCUAUCGACUUUUACCACAGUGGUGUCGAUACUUGGAACACAGUAAGACAUGUUGAAGAAUGCCUUUGUGAUGCUAUGGGAUGGGAAAACUGUACUUCCACAGUUACUAUUCCCAGAGGUGUUCACUCUAGACUUUACUGUAAUGAAAACCAAGCUAAGUGCGAAAUUCUUAAUCACGUUAAGUUAGUUCACAGAGAAAAGACUCCCUUCCAAGAAUUGAGAGUUUAUGAUACUAAAUACAUGGGCAGAGUUUUAUUACUCGACGGAUAAGUUCAAAUCAGCGAUGAAUUAGAUGAUAACUAUACAAUCGAUAUGUCUCGUGAAGUUGUCAAGGGCGAAAAAACCUACGAACAUAUUCUUAUCAUUGGUGGUGGUGACAUGUUGAUUGCCAACUACUUGCUUGAAAGUUUCCCUAACGUAAAGAAAAUUACUGUCUGCGAAAUUGAUGAACGUGUUGUUGAAAACGUUAGAAAGUACUUCAAGAUGUCUGAAAAUAUUAACAAAAAUAUUGAAAGUGGAAGACUCAACGUAGUUUACCAAGACGGAGCUGAAUAUGCUAAAAAGCUCGCAGAGGAAAACAAUUUAGUAGAUGGUAUAAUUAUAGAUUGCACUGAUGUCUGGCUUGAAGGUGGUGUUGCCUCUUCAUUGUUCACUGUUGAUUUCUAUAAAGCUAUCUACGGAUGUAUGAACAAAGGCGCCAGAUUCUCUCAAUAAUUGUCCUUCAAGGAUCUCGUUCCUUAAUUCAAACUCAAGUGGUAAGAAGCUGGCUUCGAAGAUAUCGAUGUCAUCUAAACUACUACUCCUGAAUAUGGUGAGGAUCUCCCCAUUGCCAAUGUUGGAAAGUGA
Molecule: messenger RNA, 1092 nt
Organism: Tetrahymena thermophila SB210
Lineage: Eukaryota; Ciliophora; Oligohymenophorea; Hymenostomatida; Tetrahymenidae
Product: spermine/spermidine synthase
Exons: 1
Biological process (GO): spermidine biosynthetic process
Cellular component (GO): cytosol
Molecular function (GO): adenosylmethionine decarboxylase activity; spermidine synthase activity
Source: RefSeq, a predicted model, not a curated record